Messenger RNA from Limulus polyphemus (Atlantic horseshoe crab), 1853 nucleotides. Its product is annotated as Usher syndrome type-1G protein homolog. Lineage: Eukaryota; Metazoa; Arthropoda; Merostomata; Xiphosura; Limulidae. Bases 116 to 1588 code for a protein of 490 amino acids. The transcript has 2 exons. The record is from RefSeq and is a predicted model, not a curated record. Gene Ontology annotation, molecular function: protein binding.
UAUACGCGGACCAUAACUUGCGAUGAAGGUGUUAAAGAAAUAAUGUCUAACAGUAACAUUUCUGUAGUUUUUAAUAAUAAUUAACUUGUCUUCAUUGUAUGAAUAGAAGGUUAAGAUGUCCACCUUAAACAAAGACCGUUACCACAGAGCUGCACGGGCUGGGUGCAUUGAUCUCCUACAAAAUACUACAAGGAAGGAUUGUAACGCCCCAGACAAAGAGGGUAAGACGCCAACACAAUGGGCAGCUUACUACGGUCACCUGAAUGCUUUACGCCUACUGAUUGGCAGAGGGGGCAAUCCAGACAAAUGUGAUUACUUUGGCAACACAGCUCUUCACUACUCAGUAGCCAACGGUCACAUGAAUUGUGUUUCAUUUCUAGUGAACUUUGGUGCCAAUGUGUGGGCUCUAAACAAUGACUUUCAGUCUGCCAAGGACGUGGCUGUUAUCAACUGUCGGGACGAAAUUAUGAGGUUCUUAAACCGGUUGUUAGACAUGCAAGUGAAGCAAAACAGCAAGCAGACCUCUAAGUUGAAGGACAAAGCCCUUCGAGACGCCGAGAAACGCGUGAAAAACCUACAAAAAAUUCAGAGGAAGGCUACGAAGCUAACUGAGCAGUCCGAACGAGAAUUAAAGAAGCAGUGGUGGAAAAUGUCCAGUGUCGACAUCCACUCAGAUAACUGUGGAUUGAAUCUGCCUUUUGUGGAUACUGGCCAAACUCUCAAAACGAGUUCUCAGCUUCUGUAUGCCAAGUCAUCUAACUCCUCAGAUAUUGUCAUAGAUGGUCAGAUGAUGCAAAGUACGCAGAGUUUGAAAUUAAACCGGGGUGUUUUGUCUAAGAAAGUUCAGCAGAGAAAGCAGGAGACAGUUAGAAGUGAAGUGAAUUCCAAAGAAAUAGAAAAAGGAAAAAAUAAAUUAUUGCAUUCAUUAUUUGAUCAACGUCGAAACACUGAAAUGAUGUUUUUUUCCAAGUAUGAUCCCCAGAACAAUAAAUUGGAAAAACAGCAUAGACGUCUGAAAGACAGCUUUAGUAGCUGGAGUAAAAUUUCUCGUUCUCGAAGUGAGCCAUAUAUUCUCCAGCCCGAAAGUUCUAUAUCAGAAGACGAUUUUUCUGCAGUCAAAUCCUCCAAAAUUCUUAAACGCCCCAAAUUUGGAAGUACGGCGCUUUCUGGCUCCAUCACUGGAAGUCUGCGUUAUCUAUCUAGUAGCGAGGAUGACAUUUAUGGAGAUUCCAUCCAGUCUAGUGAAAAGUUCGCGGAGCAGAAGAAAGACGAUGUUAAUGACAGUAUAGGAAGCGCUAGUAGCUUAGCUUACCGAUACAUGCCCUGGAAAAAUGAAGAAGCAACAGUGAAUAAUAAUACACCUGAUUUCACGCCAAUAAUCCUGUUUCUUGCAGCUAAUGAGAUGACUGAAUACCUACCUCUUUUUAUGAGGGAGAAAAUUGAUCUGCAGUCUCUUGUACUGUUAACUGAUAAUGACCUCAAGGACCUUGGUCUGCCUCUAGGUCCUAGGCGGAAGCUGAGCCGAACCUUAAAAAUCCGAAAGGAAGCUCUAGAAAACCCAGGGCUAGUAAUCGAUUCUAAGGUGUAAAGCGCCAAUGUAACGAAUUUCGGAAUCAAAGUUAUGACCAAAGUUUUAGAAAAAUAGAAUGGAGUAUCGAUAUAGAUACUGUUGUUGUAGAGCCAGAUCAGAAUAAUGAACAAAUAAUUUUAGACAUUAUUUUUAUUAGUUGGGUUUGGCAGGGCCUGGUGGUUAGGAUGAUCGACAUGCAAUCUGAGGGUUAAGUGUUCGAAUCCCCGUCACCAAACAUACUUGUACUACAUGGUUGCCGACUGUGCCACCCACCCCAAUAUAA